This is a messenger RNA of Aspergillus ruber CBS 135680, 831 nucleotides long. RefSeq lists its product as uncharacterized. NCBI's taxonomy places the organism in Eukaryota, Fungi, Ascomycota, Eurotiomycetes, Eurotiales, Aspergillaceae. The record is from RefSeq and is a predicted model, not a curated record. Bases 156 to 638 code for a protein of 160 amino acids. The transcript has 2 exons.
CUCAACGAGUACACACAUUCACCACCAUAGGCAGCCGAAUUUCUCCUUUUACAAGGCUUGCCCGCUGAGUUUCUACAACUCUCCCUCCUCCCAACUUCUCUCUAUCUGACAGUCAAGAAAACUCGCUGUACCACACGCGAAAAAAAAACUGCGAAAUGGGUGAACCACUUGUCAGCGUCAUUUGCACGGCGAAUAUUCCGUCUGCUAUUCUUUCCGCAAUCCUGACCAACACCUACGACAACGACCCCGACUGCGAGCCAGCUCUCAUUUUCCUCUCCACGAUUAGCAAAUCCGACUGGGAGACCUACACUCUCGACUCCGCCACUCAGACCCCAGUCACUGAGUCCUUUAUCUCGCCUUUCGUCGGAAUGACCGUGCAGCAAGUUGCCGGAUGUCUGCGUGCGAAUGCCUCCGGUACUCUGCUUAGUGAGACGUACUUUUACAUUGCAGAUGAGCGGACCGCUACAGAUCAGACGUUGCUGCUUGUGGAGAUUGAGGGGGAGGGUAUUGAGGGAUUGCGAAGCGUGAGAGUUGCUGGGGAGUGUGCAAACCCGGAUGGUGUUGCAUUGACCGUGGGCACAAUUGGUUUUGAGGAGAUUGAGAGCUUGGUUGGUGAUGAUGGGGUUUAUCAUGGAUGAAGCUGUUUCUUGGUUUUGUUUCUUUGCGUUGUGAUUUUGCUUUACGAUAUUAUGUAUGGGUUGUUGAAAUGAGAACAGUCGUUGCAAUCUGCCCUACGUGUCGCAUAAAGUUAUAGGCUAUAUCUCCGUGAUAGAAUAUCCGAAUAUGUCGUGAGUUAAUUGAAAUCAAGCUUAAGCUCAAGCUUUAUUCGAG